Molecule: messenger RNA, 4250 nt
Organism: Homarus americanus (American lobster)
Lineage: Eukaryota; Metazoa; Arthropoda; Malacostraca; Decapoda; Nephropidae
Product: SET and MYND domain-containing protein 4-like
Exons: 6
Coding region: 398-2692 (764 amino acids)
Molecular function (GO): protein binding
Source: RefSeq, a predicted model, not a curated record
UCAAAUCAGAACUACUGUACACUCAGUUUAGCAGAGAGGUUGGAUGUGUGGUAGUAAUGCAGGCAACCCACCCUUAAUGCGUGCGUCUCGACGACAGAUUCGGCCGAGGUGAGGCGGGUGUGCCAGUGUGUCUUCUCACCGCUCAGUGCUCCUCCCCGUCGUCCUCACUUCUACUCCCUUGUCGGGGAGAUAUAUCACGGUAGUACAAAAAUUUCCAGUCACAUUAUGUAAGACUUCAGAGGCGUCUCCGUAUGACUCACAACAUUUCCAAAAUUCUGUCUAUAUACAAAAAAAAAGAACUUUGCGUUGAUGGAACUGGUCCUUGUGGUGAUAGAAAAAGGAAGUGACAGUAAACAUUGCAUCGAUUAUUUUGUCAUCAACGUAACACUGGAGAAACAUGGAUGCUUAUGAAGAAUUUCUGAAGAAGAUACAAGAAGGGCUACAACGGACGGAAGAAGAUGCACAGAACGUAUUACCUGCGUCACAAUGCGGGGGAGCACAACCUUUGGCAGCUAGGGCAGGUUUUCAGCAGCAGCAGCAGCCACAAGUGCCACUGCCGGAGGUCCAACAGACACAGCGCCCUGCCUCACCUUCCUUCAAGGUCCUAUACGAAGACAUCUGCCAGCGCAUCCGCAGCUCCGGCACCCUCGACGACAUCAUGAGAGACUUUCAGGACUUAAACACAGAUUUAGAGAGGGUGAAGUAUGUCUCCCAGUUGACAGAGAUCAAGACAAUGAACCUGGAAGAAAAUUAUUCCAGAAAGAUUGAGGAAGAUGCCAGCAACUAUGAGAAGGUAUAUGAUAUGCUGAUUUCCAACGAGGCGUCUGCCAGCAAGGCUCUCGAGGUGAUGAGAAAAUGUGUGCAAAAGACCCCAGCCCAGGAUGUCACCACUCUCGCCGUCCGGUACAUGAAGAGAGGCUGGGCGUCGUUGCUCCUGGAACAGUUUGAAGACGCAAAAAUCGACGCUAAGAAAAGUUUGACGUUUAACUGUCCCGAAGAAUUAUUAUGGAAUUCUUUUGAGAUCCUCGGGUACUGUAGCGCCAGGGAGCACGACAACAAGGCAGCUGAGACUUACUUCCUCAAAUCAUUAGAGAAUCUCCGAAAAAGUAAUACUGUGAAUGAAGUUAAAGCAACUGUAACCGUAAGGAUCAUGACGGUGUUCAAAACAGUGAAAGCAAAGAAAAAUAAAAAAGGAUCGAAGACUCAGUUGGGGGAGGUGGAGGUAAAGGCUGUCGUACCUGAGGUGUCUUACGGCCCUCACAAGCGUUUCCCGAGUGCGUCGUCUGCCCUUGACUUCAUCAUUACGGAAGACAGAGGCCGUUGCACCAUAGCUAAGAAAGACAUUAAACCUGGCGACAUCUUGAUAGUGGACACUCCUUACUGUACGAUGAUGAACCCAGAGCACCUGAGCAGUCACUGCUACCAGUGCUACACCCGCUGCCACACACCAGUUCCCUGCAACUCUUGUGCUAAGGUGUCAUACUGCAGCGAGGGGUGCCGGGCGGCGUCCUGGUCUGGGCUUCACCACGUCGAGUGCUGCGUUCUCGACCACCUCAUUGACCCUGGGAUAGGCAAGAUGGCUUUACUGGCCUACAGGGUGAUAACAACGAUAAAAUGGCGGGCACUACUGAAGUGGCGACAGCAAAUUGAAACCUUGGUAGAGGGUGAGGUGGAGCAGGGUGAGGCAAGUGUUAGAGAGAAACAGCCAACAGAGGAGGCGGAGCAGGAGAAGCCCUUUUCAUGGGAGGGAAUGUACUCUUCCCGCGACUACAGGACUGUUCUACACUUAGCAAGUAACUCAACCAAAAGGACGUUUGGUGACAUGUUCAAGCGAACUAUCACUGCUGUGUACUUGGCUCAGUGCCUGAGAGUCGCUGGUUAUUUUGGCGAGGACGACGUGAACGAGGAAGAUAUGAUGUUUGUGGCAAGUCUGCUGCUCAGGCAUAUACAGGGAGCUUCUUGCAAUGCUUACGAAAUUAGCGAGUUUGAUGUUAGUCCUGAGGGCGUGGUGGGCGCCAAGGUGCUGGAAGUGGGAGGAGCUCUAUACACCACUAUCUCCCUCACAAACCACUCUUGUGUUGCCAAUGCUUCGCGUUACAGCAUCAGUGAUCAGUGUGUGCUGAGGGCCACAAGGUCUAUCCCCCGUGGGAAUGAGAUUCUCGAUAACUAUGGUUUUCACUUCUACACAGCCACUGUCAAUGAACGUCAAGAAGCCCUUCUUAACCAAUAUAAAUUUAAAUGUCUGUGUGAGGCGUGCAGAUUAGUGUGGCCAUUGUAUCCUCACCACCCAGCAGAGACACUGAUCUUCAGGUGCCCAGCGCCCUCCUGCGGUGGCUCCUGCUGUUAUUCCACCAGUAGUCGUUCCAGGUGCAACAUGUGUGGUAACCAACAACAGUAUUCCAAACUCUUACAAGAACUAGAAGUACAGUUAAACAACUACAAAAAUGCCUUGAACAAGUUGAGGAAAGGUAACAUAUCAGCUGCCCUGCCGGCAUUGUUGGUUCACCAAGCCUUCCUGGACCGCCACACAGUGGAGCCUGUCAAGCACUACACGGACUGCCAGGAGGCAACUAAACAGUGCUAUAACUAUCUCGGAAAUAUUCACCUGCCUCGCAAGACAGCCGCCCUGGCCCAACCACAGCAACGCUCCCCACUCAAGUUGAAGGCGCCAAAGAAAGUAGUUAUGCAAUAAUAAUCCAUGGCAGUUGUUCGUUCGUUUCUUUAAUUGUUUUAAGAAAUUAUGGUGGAGGUUUAAGGAGCUACUUGUGCAGCUAUAAUGCAGUAUAUAUUAUGCAAGGUUAUAAAUGUGUAGGGCAAAACACAAAUUAUGCUUAGAAUGUGUUACCGCACAUUAGGGUGGUAUUUCCAGCUUGUGCUACAGAUCUGAACGUUCGGUAAAACACUGUCGGGUAUACGGCAUACCCUCAGUACCUUCUUGUAAAUGUAUAUGCUUUGUGAGGUCUCUGAAUCUCUGGGUUCAUGAAGAGGCAGGUGAGGUGACAGGACUUUUGUUGGCGAAUGUGCAUCAUGCCAAAAUGGGUGUGAAAAUUUGGAAAUUUGGGGUAAUUCAACAAAAACCAUAAUUUCGGCAAGGCCAGAGGACCUAGUGUAAAAUUUUUAAAGGAUUUGAUGUACUUGUACUCCCUUAUGUGUAGCAGUAUCCUUCAGGCUAAUGUACAGAAGCUAAAACAACUAUCUGUGCAUACUUUGUGGGAAGCAAUAUGAGACCAUGGACGAUAAAUAUUGGUACAGGUUGUACCUCUCUAGUCCGGCAUUCUGUGGUACGGAAACUCCCGUGGUCUGGAAUGAUUUUAGUUUGCCCAAUAGCCAAUAUCCCUGAUGUACCUCAAAUGUAAUUUUAGUUACAGUACCAUCACUUCACUUUGGAAGCAAAAUUAUGGUAGCAUUAAAGGUAAAUGAAAUAGUAUUUUAAUCGUAUUACUUUUUCUUAUUUAUUUAUUUCCUAUCUAAUGUUUUUCUGCUUUAUGUAGGGUGUUUCGAGGGUGAAUUUCCAUGGUCCGGCACCGGUCAGGUCCCGAGGUUGCCGGACUAGAGAGGUACAACCUGUAUAUGAGGGCUGUCACUAGUCACACGUAAAAUUUCGGAGCAUAUCGACCCCCACCUGCACAGAUAGUUGUUUUAGCUACUGUACCUCAGUUAUAAGUUUUAUUAUUGAUAAGGAAAAUUAAUAGUAUAGUUUUCAGUUUUAUUUGUUAUUUUUAAUUUCUUUUUAAGAUGCAACAACAACUGUACAAGGUAAAAUAUACAGGAUUUUACAAAAUUCUGCAAACAUGUGAGAACAGUUAGGAGAGACAACACAAAUUUUAUUAGAGAAAAAAACUUGACUUAACAGUGUGGAUUAGUUUUGAUAACACUCCAGUGAGUAAUGUUACUGUGGUACGGUAUUUAUUUUCAUUGAAACCAGCAGAUGAGGGCAUUACAUGCCUAGGUUUGUAACAGUACAUCUACUGACACUGCUAUUAAAUCAUUUUUGUGUGUGCUGUAUAUCUUCAGUAAUUAUCAUCAAAGUUAAGUCAACUGAUUCUCCAUUCAGUACCCAACACUCACAAUCCAUCAAUAUCCCAAGAUAGGAUAUGAGAAAGCAUUUUCACAUUAACAGAAGUUACACACAUAAACAUACACCACCUUAACAAACAGGAGGAAGGUUACAGAUCAUUUUUACACUGGUAAACAAAUUACCAAGAUUGAGGUUUUGUCAUGUAAUGGAAUAAAGGCAGAAUGCUCAUUAA